UAAAUCCACUAGAGCUCUGAAUGAUCGGACUUCUCCUGUAGGUUCACACACCAGAGCUGUGUGCUUGGAGGCUCUAUACACAGAGGUGAUGGUCAUAAAUAAGCACAACAGGGCUUAUAAUGAGACUCACCAUGAAUUUCUGAAGAUUGGAAGGACUCAUGCAAAGCUGUUGGAGGAGCACACAAAAAUGAUAUGUGAGCAAAUCUGGGCUGGGCAGCUUUUCAGAAGGAGUCCUGGAAGUAAGAUUAUCCCCAAAAUUGUGGUGGUCAGUGGAGUGGCUGGAAUAGGAAAGACCACCAUGGUUCAGAAGAUCAUGUUUGACUGGGCUACAGGCACUCAUUACCAGAGGUUUGCAUUUGUGUUCCAGUUUAAAUUCAGGGAGCUCAACCUCCUGGGCAAUGAGAAGGAGCCACAGAUGUCUCUGACCAGGAUGAUUGUGAGGCACUAUAAAUAUCUCAAUGAUCUGAGAUUGGGAGAAAUCCUGAAGAAACCGGAAUCUCUGCUCUUUAUAUUCGAUGGCUUGGAUGAAUACAAACAAAAACUGGAUUUCACACAAAGGCGGCUGUGUUCAAACUUUGAUGACUACUUUCCUGUCCACAUCCUUGUCUCCAGCCUAGUUAAAGGGACUUUACUGAAAGGCUGUUCAGUUUUGAUCACAACUCGACCGACAGCCCUGGAGUCCCUUGACCUGGAGAGAGUUGAUCAAUUUGCAGAAAUCCUGGGGUUCUUACCUGAACAAAGGCUGAUGUACUUCAGAAAGUUCUUUGGUGACAAUGAUUUGGCCACUGAGGUUUUUCAGUUUGUGCAGAAGAAUGACAUCCUCUACACCAUGUGCUUCAACCCCUCUUUUUGCUGGAUUAUCUGCUCUGUGCUCAAGAACCACUUUAUGACACCUGCAGAAGAGCGAGGAACUGCCCCCAGAACUGUCACUGAGCUGUUUGUGAUGUUCCUUCACAACAUCCUAACGAAGCACAGACAAGAAGUCGAGGACCAGCAGGGAAUUCUGGUCAAACUGGGAAAGAUGGCUUAUUAUGGGAUCACCAACAGGAUUCUGGUGUUUUAUGACAGGUCUGAGAUGUACACCUUUGGGCUACAGCCAAUCCUGUCCUCCUCAUCUUUACCUGAGUUCCUCAAAGAAAUCCUGCAAAGGGAAAGCAUUCUUGAGUCCACAAUGUACACAUUCUUCCACCUCACCCUGCAGGAGUUCAUGGCUGCCUGCUCCUUCUUCUUUGACCCAUCAGCAGAUGUUGAGGAGCUGCUGGUGAAGAUGGACUCUUGUGAAAAUGGGCGGUUUGAGAUUUUCAUUCAUUUCUUGGCCGGAUUGACAAAGCCAUCUGUGUUUAAAACAAUGGAGGACAUUAUAGGAGAGGUUGAGAGUAACACAGCUGUGCCGUUCCUGAAAUGGGUGAAGCAGAAAGCUGAACAGGCUCUAAGAAUUGGAGAUAAGAGUGAAGUUCUGCGAGUGUGUCAGUGGCUUUAUGAGUCUCAGAAUCAGAAGAUAAUCAAAGGCACCUUUGGAAAGGGGUUAAACAUGGACUUUACGAAAAUAACAUUGUGUCCUCUUGACUGUGCUGUGCUGGGCUCUGUCAUCAGCUUCUGUGGAGAACUUCAGAAUCUUGACUUGUCCAACACAUAUCUCACCCCAGAAUCCACCUGGAGACUGACACCUGGUCUUAGUUGUAGUAGAAAUGUUGUGCUGAACUCCUGUCACUUCACCUCUGGAUGUUGUGGCGCCCUCUCCUUGGUGCUCUCCACUAAACACUCUCGUCUGAUUCAUUUGGAGCUGUCAGACAAUAACCUGGAGGACUCAGGAGUGCAUCUGCUAUGUGAGGGGUUGAGGAACGCAAACUGUAAAUUAGAGACACUGGAGCUGUCAUCAUGUGGUCUUACCUCUAAAUGUUGCAAAGCUCUCUCGUCUGCUCUCUCUGCUGAACACUCGCAUCUGACUGGGCUGAGGCUUGAUAAAAAUAAACUGAAGGAUUCCGGAGUUCAUCUUCUUAAUGAAGGACUAAGGAACCCAAACUGCAGAUUGAAGAUACUGGGGCUGGACUCCUGUGGUCUCACCUCUGGAAAUUGUGAGGCUCUUGCCUUGGUUCUGUCUUCUGGAUGCUCACAACUGACUGUCCUGGAGUUGGGAGACAAUCAACUGAAGGACUCAGGAGUGCGUCUGCUGUGUGAAGGCCUUAGCAUCAAAAACUGUAAAUUAGAGAGACUGAGGCUAAAGGCAUGUGGCCUCACCUCUGGAUGCUGUCAGGCUCUCUCCUUUGCCCUCUCUUUUGAACACUCACACCUGUUUGAUGUGUGGCUAAAUGACAAUAAAUUGGGGGAUUCAGGGGUGCGUCUCCUAUGUGAGGGGCUAAGGAGCAAAAACUGUAAAUUAGAAACACUGAGGCUGUCUAAUUGUUAUCUCACCUCUGGAUGUGGUGUAGCUCUCUCCUCGGCUCUCUCCAGUGACCACUCACAUCUGACUGAACUGUGGCUGGGAGGCAAUAACCUGGGGGAUUCAGGAGUGCGCUUGCUAUAUGACGGCCUGAGGAACCCAAAUUGUAAAUUGCAGAAACUGAGUCUGAUGUCGUGUGGUCUCACGUCUGGAUGUUGUGCAGCCCUCUCCACGGCUCUCUCUGCUCAACACUCAAGUCUGACUUCUCUGGAGCUGGGAGACAACAAGCUGAAAGAUUCAGGAGUACGUCUGCUAUGUGAGGGGCUGAGGAGCAGAAACUGCAAAUUAAAGGGCCUGGUGAUGGAGGACUGUGCUCUCACCUCUGGGUGUUGUGUAGCUCUCUCCUCAGUUCUGGCUGCUCAACACUCGAAGCUGAAGGAGUUGGAACUGGGAGGUAAUAAUCUCAAGGAUUCAGGAGUGCGUCUGCUGUGUGAGGGGCUGAGAAACCCAAACUGUAAAUUAGAGAAACUGGGGGUGGCAGGUAAUACAAUCAGUGAGGAUGAGAAGAGAAAAUUGGAAUUACUAGAGAAGGAGCUGAACAGAUCAGGAUGCCAGAUGAAAAUAACUACACAAGAAUCUCAGUAACAAGGUGUUCGGCUACAAUGCUUCACAAGAAAGUGUACUUUUUUGUCUCCUAAGCACAAUUAAAUAAGAGAAGUGGAUCAAAAAAAUGGAUAGGGAUCUAUUCUAAGCACAAUGUAGCUGCUUGUGUGCUCACCUCUGACUCUUUGUGUGACCAAAGUGAGUCAUUGCACCUUUUGGCACUGAUACUGCG
Molecule: messenger RNA, 3215 nt
Organism: Polypterus senegalus (gray bichir)
Lineage: Eukaryota; Metazoa; Chordata; Cladistia; Polypteriformes; Polypteridae
Product: NACHT, LRR and PYD domains-containing protein 12-like
Exons: 9
Coding region: 89-3025 (978 amino acids)
Cellular component (GO): cytoplasm
Molecular function (GO): protein binding
Source: RefSeq, a predicted model, not a curated record